AUGGCCACUCAACAGAAAGCGCAAAUCCUGAGGGUGGGCGUCAUCGGCUGCGGCGAGAUCACCCAGGUCAACCACAUCUCCAACCUAAACUUUCUCUAUGAGCGCUACCAGACGACAUAUCUCUGCGAUAUUUCCCAGCAAUCCCUUGCGCACUGUGCCAGGAAGGUUCAAGGAGGGACGCCGAAAACGACGACUGAUGCAGCGGAAUUGUGCUCCUCGCCCGACGUCGACGUUGUGCUGAUCGCUAAUGCAGAUGCAUACCACGUCGACCACGGCAUCCUAGCCCUCAAGAACGACAAAUAUGUCCUCAUUGAGAAGCCCGUGUCAGUCUGCUUCCGCGAUAUUGAUCUACUCAUCGAGGCAGAGAAAAGUUCAAAGGGCAAGGUCAUGGUCGGUACCAUGCGUCGGUUUGCGACAGCCUUCACAGAUGCUGUAAAGGAAGUUGGCGGCAUGGAUAAGAUUCAGUACGCCAGAGUCCGAGACAUUAUUGGGCCCAACUCGACCUUCGUCGACCAGUCCGCUACAUUCCCAGUGAAGUUUAGCGACUACAGUGAUACAGACACUAGAGACCGACUGAAGCGUGAGGAAGAUAUCUGUGAGCAAGCACUUAAAAAGGAGUUUGGAGUGUCUGUCACUUCUGACUCGCAGAGGAUGUUGCGACUUCUUGGAGGACUUGGAACACACGAUUUAUCGGCCAUGAGGGAGAUUAUUGGUAUGCCCAGUAGUGUCGCUGGAGCUUGCCUGACAUUCCCUGGCAUCUUCAGCGUCCUGUUUAAGUACGACGACUUUCCUGUCACGUACGAAUCUGGUUUCAGCAACGUUCCGCAGUUCGACGCUCAUAUCGAGGUUUACUCACCUAAUAAAAUUGUUCGCGUCAACUUCGACACCCCUUAUGUCAAGGGAUUGCCCGUUACGAUGACCAUCCGAGAGCUGGUGGGCAAGGACGGGUUCCAAGAGCGGACAAUAAGGAAGACGUAUCAGGACCCGUACACAAACGAGUUCCUUGAGUUCUACGAUUGUGUGGUCAACGGGAAAGCCCCAAAGACUAGCGCUUUGGACGCGAGGAAUGACAUCGAAUUGUUCAAGAUGAUCCUUCGGUCUGAUGCUGGGAGAUACCAAAGCAAAUAA
Colletotrichum spaethianum is the source of this 1128-nucleotide messenger RNA. RefSeq names its product inositol 2-dehydrogenase 3. Lineage: Eukaryota; Fungi; Ascomycota; Sordariomycetes; Glomerellales; Glomerellaceae. Gene Ontology annotation, cellular component: cytoplasm. The transcript has 2 exons. Gene Ontology annotation, molecular function: nucleotide binding; oxidoreductase activity. The coding region runs from base 1 to 1128 and encodes 375 amino acids. Gene Ontology annotation, biological process: NADPH regeneration. The record is from RefSeq and is a predicted model, not a curated record.